Molecule: messenger RNA, 1908 nt
Organism: Emericellopsis cladophorae
Lineage: Eukaryota; Fungi; Ascomycota; Sordariomycetes; Hypocreales; Bionectriaceae
Product: Paxillin-like protein-like protein
Exons: 5
Coding region: 1-1908 (635 amino acids)
Source: RefSeq, a predicted model, not a curated record
AUGUCGACGAGGGAAUCGGGAUUUCUGCCGACAAUCAAAUGCUCGCAAUGCGGUUCGCAAGUGGAGAUUUCGAUGAUGGGAGAUCACAUCUGUAGCGGCGAUAGCGAGACGUCGCAAUUAUCACCACCGCCGGAAGCAGACGAGUCCUUCGGAAAGCAACCUAAUCCCCAGCCUAGGCUUCCGCGCAAGCCUGUGGGAGUGGACACGGGCGCUGCGAAUCGUCCGUUCAUGCGCCAUGACCCUUUGACACCUGUCAGCCAUCACAGUGACUCUCCACGAACACCCUAUAGCGGCUUGCCGUCGGCCAGAUCUACGGAAUACUUCUCCAAUGCUACUGGCACAUCGCCCGAAAGCGCCCGCCGGCCCAGCGGCUAUGGUGGCCCAAGCGAUGGUUCAAGCUAUACAACAGACCCCAUGCCGAGCCCUGGGGCCAGUGUGUUCCAGAGGAUGGAGAACCUCGUUCCAGGGCCUUUUGAUCAUCGUGCAACUGAGGUCGUCUCACCAUUACGCAAACGUUCACUUACACCAAGUGCGACGUUCCCAGGCGACCGACCUGGCACCGCGAAUUCUCACCUUUCCGCCGCCAGUGGCGAGAGUCUCGCUGCGCCUAGGCCUCACAAAGCCUCGUACGAUGGGUUUGGGCCUCCAUCUAGGGCAGAGUCGGGGCCCGAGCAGGACAUGCCCGCUCUGGGCUAUCUUAUCCGCUCAGAGACGUUUCCACGGCCUUCUGACGUAGCAGGGCCACCCGCGCGAACGCCUUCCGCCCCCGGGACGCGGAGAGAGAGCUCGAGGCGAUCGGCAAUGGGCAGCACACACAUACCAUCAAUGGGUCCCGAUACAUCGCGGCGACCUCCUCCGCGAAAGAGUCUCAUCCCUGCUGCACACAAAAACGCCGGAUCUGUGGAUUUGGCGAAAGAGUUUGGUGCCAGCAACCCGUACCAUACUCCGUCGGAUUCGGCCUCUUCUGGCUACUCUGGCUUUAGCCAGCCGAGUCAUCCCAGUUCACAAACAAGCCCUGCGAGGUCACCGCCCCGAAGGCAGCCAUCUCACGACUUGCGCAUCGAGCAGGAGGUAGAGACUGCUGCGGCACCCGCAGCCAUGUCGCCAGCUACCUCCCCCAGGGACUAUGGCGCUCAGCACCCAUCGACUGAGACGGCUUCCCCGGCGCGUAGUGACUCUCUACUUCGCACUGGCCUGACACCUCAGGCUCCUCAAGUUGUGCGCAGAGGCACGGGCGAUGUGUCUUCCCGUGGCGAUUGCAAAGGAUGCAGUCAACCGAUUGUUGGCAAGAGCAUCUCUUCCGCCGAUGGGCGCCUCACGGGCAGAUAUCACAAGGCUUGUUUCGUCUGCUCAACGUGCGCUGAGCCAUUCUCUUCUGCCGAAUUCUAUGUCUUGAACGACAAACCCUACUGCGAGCAGCAUUACCACAAGCUGAACGGCAGCCUGUGCGGUGGAUGUGGCCGGGGCAUUGAGGGCAAAUUUGUGGCAGACGAGGCCAGCGUCAAGUACCACCUCCGCUGCUUCUGCUGUGCUGACUGCGGGCACGGUCUUACCGACGGCUAUUUCGAAGUAGACGGCCGUGCGUACUGUGAGCAAGACGCCUGGAACAGGGUGAACAGCGUUCCUGCGCCGACCCCGCGGAACGGACCCGGCAACUAUCGUCCUUACCAGCCGGACCCGGGCCUCCACAAGGCCGCGGGCAAAUGCCUCCUCGACCGCCUCAAGGGAUGGGUCUCCCCGGACGUCCAGGUCCCGGACAGGGUGGUCCCCGCCCCCGAGGCCCCGGGUUGGGAGCGGCAAUACCCCGUCCUGGGUACGGCCCUCCAGGAGGAAGGCGGCCGAGCCAGAAUCCAGUGCCAGGGCUGCCUCAUCCCAAGGCAGGCGGAUUGGCACCACCGAGGCCAUUGA